This is a messenger RNA of Plodia interpunctella (Indianmeal moth), 3345 nucleotides long. RefSeq lists its product as uncharacterized. The coding region runs from base 290 to 3076 and encodes 928 amino acids. The record is from RefSeq and is a predicted model, not a curated record. Gene Ontology annotation, molecular function: lipase activity. NCBI's taxonomy places the organism in Eukaryota, Metazoa, Arthropoda, Insecta, Lepidoptera, Pyralidae. The transcript has 14 exons. Gene Ontology annotation, biological process: lipid catabolic process.
GGCGCGCGCGCAGUACCGCUCGCACCUCGAGAAAACACACUCGUCUCACCUCAACUCGAUAUAUAUCGAUAAUCGAUUUCGACAUCGAUAUUAUUAGUGUAUAUUGAUUUUGUUAAUUCCUUGUGAAAUAAUCUCCUUAUUUUCGAGAGUGCGUGUAAUUGGUUGAUAGAAAGUUGCCGGUUCGCUGUGGACUGGGUGAACAAACGGAUAAACGCAUAUUUAACGAGUAGUGCAGCGCCGACGACGGAAUAACUGUAAGGCUGGGUGUCGUGAAUGCGGUGCCGCAUGGAUGGCGCACGCCUGGCGCUGGCUGGCCGUGUUGCUGGUAGCCUCUCUCGCCACUGCUAAGUAUGCUGAGUUGGAGGCAUGGCGUGGCGCAGGGCGGCCGGCGACGGCGGCGCAGGAGGCCGAGGAUGAGCGACAAGACGCGGAGCUCCUGGCGGCCGUCAGGUCCUCCGUGCAACAGUGGGAGAUGAAGAAAGCUCGCACUAGGAUCAAGAGAUCGCAGGGCUCUGUGUGUUACGGAGAGUUCGGCUGCUUUGAGGAUGCUGGGCCCUUCGCCUACCUGGAGACUCUGCCCAGCUCGCCGCAGGAGGUCGGCACACACUUCUUGUUGUACUCCACGCUCAACAGGGGGGACCAGCCCCUGCUGGCAGUGUCGGCAAGCAACAUGUCUGCGGCGUGGGGCUGGGCCGCGCGGGCCUUCGACUCCUCGCGGCCCACGCGGGUCAUUGUGCACGGCUUUGGGUCCAGCUGCGACAACGUCUGGGUCUACGAGAUGCGCUCCGCCUUGAUGGCUGUGGAGGAAUGCAAUGUGGUGUGCGUGGAUUGGGAGGGAGGCGCAUCAAUGCCGAACUACCUUCGUGCUGCUGCCAACACCAGGCUGGUCGGCAAGCAGCUGGCUAUGCUGUUGGACGGUCUGGCGACCCACAUCGACCUGCGCUAUGAGGACGUGCACUUGAUUGGCUUCAGUCUGGGCGCGCACGUGGCAGGUUUCGCGGGCUCCGAACUCAGGAACAUCAGUCGGAUCACAGGUUUGGACCCGGCUGGUCCCUUGUUCGAGAACCAAGACCCUCGAGCGCGACUGGAUCCUAGUGACGCGAAGUUCGUGGACGUCAUUCAUUCUAAUGGGGAAACCCUAAUCCUGGGAGGGCUGGGCGCUGCGCAGGCGCUGGGUCACGUAGAUUUCUACCCUAAUGGAGGCAGGGUCCAGCACGGCUGUUCUAACUUGUUCGUGGGUGCGGUGUCGGAUCUGGUGCUGCCGUGGUCGGCACCGUCCAUUGAAGGCCGCUCGCUGUGCAACCACCGCCGCGCCUACAAGUUCUUCACCGACUCCGUCUCACCCAAGUGCCACUUCCCCGCCUUCCCUUGCAGCAACUACGACACUUUUCUAGAGGGCCGCUGCUUCCCCUGCGACUCGGAGCGCCGCUGCGGCAACAUGGGGUACUACGCUGACAGGUCGCUUGGUCGCGGACAACUGUACUUGCUCACCAGGGAGGAAGAACCCUUCUGUGCGCACCAGUAUUAUGUUUCGAUUUGGGGCGGCAGCGAGAAUGGUGAGAAGGCGAAUUUCGGAAGAGUCACCCUGACGCUGCACGGAGACUCCGGCCUUAAUGAAUCCUUCCCCAUGACGAGACGCGAAGACGGCGGGUCGGCGGGCAGCGCGCGGUUCACGCGCGUGCUGGUGCCGCACCCCGCGCUGGGCGUGCCGCUGCGCGCGUCGCUGCAGUACUCCGCCUACUCCGGCUGGCUCAGCGCCGCCGCCAAGCUCGUGCUGCUCGACAAGCUGCUCAUAGCCGACAGCUUCGGGAAGACAUCUUCGUUUUGUAAAAGAGGAAUGCCGUUGCAGUCUGAAGAGACGAUCGAGUUGCCUCUAUAUCCAGGCGACUGCCAAAUACAACAGGAUGAACUCCGGAAUAAGUCUAGCAAUAAUGUGAUUCAAGACAACACAACCAAGGCUACGAUAGUGGACCAGAUCGACAACGAGUUGCCGGAGGACGCGCCGCAGCGGCCGUUUGCUUUGGUGGACACAUACGAGUUCACCGGCGGCGCCGACCACGGCCGCGCCUUCGGCAUGACCAACACCAAGACCGCUCCCAGCGGCAUUGUCGAAAUCGCUGAGCCUGUCCUGAGGCCUCGCCCGCGCAAGGCCCCUAGACAACGAGCGGAUUCCCCUGACGACCUCCACGAAAUAUCCGAACCUCUAUUACGACCCACUCAACCCCCACGCUCCACCACACCACCCCCUAUUCGAAAAGGCAAAAACUACGACAUUUCCACCACGCCCACUUAUGAAGCUAUGACGUGGGACGAUCGAGCGGAGAAAGAGGAGUCGAGUUUCGCAGUUCAAUUCCUGCCAGCGAGAUUGGCCUCGUUUAUUUCUAGAGCAGAAAGAUACGCCCGGGACACGCUCUUGCCGCUGGUGUCGGCGUACGCUCCGCGCUUGCCAAUAUUCGGGUCUAGAGAAAUGCCAAAGCCGACCGCCAGGUACAUUCCUACUGAGGAUCUCAACGUCACCAGCUCAGUGCCGGUGCCGACGCCCACGUUGGAGAUGAAAAUAGAAUCCCUGCGGGCCAUGGGGCCGCCCGGGGAGAAACGUGAUAUCGAAUCUCCAGAGGAGCCCGACGUCCCUGUAGCUGUUUCGACGACGACUACUACAUCGACGACAACUCCCACGACGACGAUGGAGAAGCUGCGGGCGGCGCCUACUGAGAUGCUGAAGGUGGUGGCGGCGCCGGCCGCGGCCAGCAGCACGGCGCUGCCGCCGGUGGCGCUGCGCAGCUCGGGCGAGAAGCUGGUCAUCGUGUACCCCAGCGGCGCGCGCGACGAGCGCAUGAUCCGCUCGCACUCGUACCCCGAGGAGUUGCAGUUCGAGGCGCUAUACCACCGCGCCAGCUCCCCCGCCCCGCUACGCGUGGAGCUGCCCACGUUCCCGCCCCCGCCCCCGCACACCGCCCCGCCCCCGCCCCCGCACACCACCCCGACCGCACCCGCACCCGCCGCCGACGCCCGCUACAUCCCGCUCCCGUUCCCUAAAGGCAAACUUGCGACAGACUCCAAACCGUUCCCCACGUGAAAACUGAGAUUGUAGACUAAUUUGGUGCCUGUAUAUAAGUAAUGAGAUCUCUAAAUUCCAAUUCGACUACUAGUAUUCUAGCCAUUAGUGCGAAUUUUAGAUAUAAGUUCGAUUGCCGAUAUAACUUCUGAUGUAUAAAUUCCUAUAAUUGUUGAUCAACUGAAUAUCUGCGAGUUGAACAUAUUUAAUUAUGUAAAUAAUUUUAACUUUUAAUUAUAGCAUAAAAAUAAGAUAAGCUUUUUGUAAAAUAAAACCUUAUUUAUUAAUGA